AUGGAACUGGACUACCAAGCAGAGACGGAACGGGUCAAGAUGACUACGAUAAGUAGUGAUACCAACCACAGCCGCACUCUGUUACCCUCGCCGCAACAAGCGUGGGUUCACGCGGUGGACAGCCGAAGAUCUCUCAUGGCAGCACUGCAAGAUGACACUAUUACAGCCAUUGAAACAGAUUUGUUAAUGGGAAGAUGCACUAUAGAAUCACAAUCCACUAUCCGAAGGGGUGUCGACUCGGUACAACAACAACAUCAACAAGACAUUCCCAUCAUGGCUCAUCCACCCAAUACAGAGAGCGAUUUGUCCAUGCUAGACUUUCUGCAAAUGGUCAGCCGCAGCAAUCCACAAGAUCAAACAGGAAAUGAUGACAACAACACAAUCACCAAAGUGAUCAAGCUGGACUUUAAGCAAAUGGAAACCGUGGAACCAACCCUCAAGGCCCUUGUGGACAACGACGCCAAUAAUAAUAAAUUCAAAACCACCGAUGCAUCGGCCAUUUUGCUCAACGCCGACAUUCUACCUGGACCCGGGAGACGACAACCGGGGAUUGUCACCAUGCAUGCCUCGACGUUUCUGGAAACGUGUAUCCAGUACAUUACCACGCAACAACAACCAUCCGUACGAUUUGCCUUUUCCUUGGGAUUCAAGACUGAUUUCACAGACACCACGGGGUACACCACGGAGGAUGUUCAAGCCAUGACGGACAUUAUCCGGCAAUACAAACUGGUCGAUCGUUGGGGCGUGGUAUUGGCACUCAAUGCCCGCUUGCUCGAAAAAAGCUUGUCCAACUUCGACAGUAUUCUUGAAGCAUUCCCCUCUCUGCAAAUAUUGGUAUGGACGGGCAAGGGAGAACCGCCCAUACCGCAAUCACUCCUGGUCAUUAUUCAAAAUUACUAUCAGGACGACAUGUCCCAUAGAAUAGGAUAUGAUUGUCAAGUACGUGAUGGUGAAGGGUUGAGUGGAGGGAGAUAA
Molecule: messenger RNA, 975 nt
Organism: Seminavis robusta
Lineage: Eukaryota; Bacillariophyta; Bacillariophyceae; Naviculales; Naviculaceae
Source: the annotation of a GenBank genome assembly